Molecule: messenger RNA, 1644 nt
Organism: Entamoeba dispar SAW760
Lineage: Eukaryota; Evosea; Mastigamoebida; Endamoebidae
Exons: 2
Coding region: 1-1644 (547 amino acids)
Biological process (GO): activation of GTPase activity
Molecular function (GO): GTPase activator activity
Source: RefSeq, a predicted model, not a curated record
AUGAGCGGAACACCAGUUGAUAAUGGAGAUGAAAUUAUUAUCUUUCAAAAGAAACAUAAAAAUCAAGAAAGUACUUCAACUGAAUCGAUUGAUUUGAAUGAUGACACAAAAGAAGAAGAUAUGGAUAAUGAUGAACUUAAAGAUAUGGGAUUAUUUGACAGUGUUUUUGUUAAUGUUCAAGGUAAUAAAAAGAUAUAUGGAGCACUUUGUUUAUUUAAAAAAAGGAAACAAUUAUUUAUAAGUUAUUUACCAAUGGAAGUUCGUACAAACGCAUCACUAAAGAGUUUUAUCACAAGAGAUACUACUGUUACUAAUAUCCAAGAUUACAAAAUUACUUUUCCAUUUAGAGAAAUUAUUGCUUUUAGUUAUGUCCAAACAAAAACAACAACCACAAUUACAUUUGAAAUGCAACAACGAUUAGCUCCAUUGAAAGUACCUCAAUAUGAGUUUGGAGGAAAGGGUCAUAAAGAACAAUACGAAAGUUUCUUUAAUACAAUCAGUCAAAAUUCAUUGUCUGAAAUUAAAAAAGAUGAAACACAUAAAAAUAGAUAUAUUGUAAUUUAUAAAUCUGAGUUAAAAUGUGACAUAGCAAAAUAUCAUCAAAAAGCAUAUUCACGUUUAAUUAAUCCACUAUUAGUUGAAAAAAGAAAAACAUUAAUUGCUCAAGAACAUAUCGAUACAAUGCAACCAGUUAGUAAAACUUUGUUAAAAACAUUAAUGGAUGAUAGUGGAUAUAUUAGUAGUUCUAAUAUGAAUGUUAUAAGAAAAGUAUUAUUAUAUAGAGGUUGUGAUGAUGAUGUCAGAGAAUUUGUAUGGAAAUUAUGUUUAGGAUAUUAUGAAGGUAAAAAUACACAAAAAGAAAGAAUGGAAUGGGAUGAGAAAAGGGCUAUCGAUUAUGAAAAGAUUAAACAAACAUGGACUAAUGUUAUUCCAGAAAUGAAAGAAAAUUGGGAUGAAUUUGCUAAAAUGGAAGAACAAAUAAAAAAAGAUGUAGUUCGAACAGAUAGGGAAGAUACUAAAUUUGAAAAAGAUGGAUGUCAGAAUUUAAAAACAUUGACAAAUGUAUUAAUGAGUAGUUCAAUGUUUAACAUGAAGAUAGGAUAUGGACAAGGAAUGAAUGAUAUAGUUGCUGUACUAAUGAGAAUUACUACAAAAGAACCAUCAUUGUUUUGGUUGUUUCAAUCAGUUAUGACUAUGUUACAAGGAUUUUAUUGUUCUAAUGCAAAUUAUUUAUAUAAAUUGUUAAAUAAAUUAGACCCAAUUAUUUCUUUAGUGAAUCCUGCAUUAGGUAAAUAUUUAAAAGAACAUGACAGCAAUAAUGUUUUUGCUUAUAAAUGGAUUGUACUAUUAUUUAAAAGAUAUAUUUCAGAUAGCUAUUUAUUAAGAAUAUGGGAUUCUAUCUUUGCAUUUCCAACUUCAAAAUUCUACUAUUUCCUUGUUGUUGCUUUAAUUAAAGAAUAUGCAGAUGAUAUCAUUGAUAAUCAAAUGGACUUUGAUGAUUUGUUUGUUCUCUUCCAAAGUCUUGGUCCAGAAAUUGGUGUUGAUAUUAUUUUUGAUGCGGACUUAAUCCUUCAAGAAUUUAUGCAUAUCUCACAGCCAUCAGUAUUAACUGAUUUUCUCAAGAAUGAACCUAUCCCAAAAUGA